This is a messenger RNA of Antechinus flavipes (yellow-footed antechinus), 3064 nucleotides long. RefSeq names its product ERCC excision repair 2, TFIIH core complex helicase subunit (gene ERCC2). The transcript is spliced from 23 exons. The coding region runs from base 168 to 2378 and encodes 736 amino acids. The record is from RefSeq and is a predicted model, not a curated record. NCBI's taxonomy places the organism in Eukaryota, Metazoa, Chordata, Mammalia, Dasyuromorphia, Dasyuridae. Gene Ontology annotation, cellular component: nucleus. Gene Ontology annotation, biological process: nucleotide-excision repair; positive regulation of mitotic recombination; transcription by RNA polymerase II. Gene Ontology annotation, molecular function: damaged DNA binding; ATP binding; DNA helicase activity.
UGCAGGUUACUGGGUGGGGGGUGACGGGGUCGGACCUGCGCGGGGCGAGGAGUGGGCAGACGCUUGAGGCCGGCAGGACCCCCGUCCCCAGUGGGGGAAGGCUGAACGUAGACGGGCUCCUGGUGCACUUCCCCUAUGACUACAUCUACCCGGAGCAGUUCUCCUACAUGCUGGAGCUCAAGCGCACCCUGGAUGCCAAGGGUCACGGGGUCCUCGAGAUGCCCUCCGGCACCGGCAAGACCAUCUCCCUCCUGGCUUUGAUCGUGGCGUACCAACGGGCGCACCCCCUGGAAGUGACCAAGCUCAUCUAUUGCUCCCGGACCGUGCCCGAGAUCGAGAAGGUGAUUGAGGAGCUGCGGAAGCUCAUGGACUCCUUCGAGAAGCAGGAGGGUGAGAAGGUCCCCUUCCUGGGCCUGGCCUUGAGCUCCCGCAAGAACCUGUGUAUUCACCCCGAGGUGACCCCCUUGCGGUUUGGGAAGGACGUGGACGGGAAGUGUCACAGCCUGACGGCCUCCUACGUGCGGGCCCAGCGCCAGCAGGACGCCAGCGUCCCUCACUGCCAGUUCUAUGAGGAGUUUGACGCCCUGGGCCGGCAGGCGCCCAUCCCCUGGGGCAUCUACAACCUGGACGACCUGAAGGCCUUUGGGCGGCAGAAGGGCUGGUGCCCGUACUUCCUGGCCCGCUACUCAAUCCUGCACGCCAACGUGAUUGUCUACAGCUACCACUACCUCCUGGACCCCAAGAUCGCCGACCUGGUCUCCAAAGAGCUGGCCCGCAAGGCCGUGGUGGUCUUUGACGAGGCGCACAACAUCGACAACGUGUGCAUCGACUCCAUGAGCGUGAACCUCACCCGCCGCACCCUGGACCGUUGCCAGAACAACCUGGAGACGCUGCAGCGCACGGUGCACAAGAUCAAGGAGACAGAUGAGAAGCGCCUGCGGGAGGAAUACCGCCGCCUGGUGGAGGGCCUGCGAGAGGCCAGCCUGGCCCGCGAGACGGACGCCCACCUGGCCAACCCCGUCCUCCCGGACGAGGUGCUACAGGAGGCCGUGCCCGGCUCCAUCCGCACGGCAGAGCACUUCCUGGGCUUCCUGCGGCGCCUGCUGGAGUACGUGAAGUGGCGUCUGCGCACCCAGCACGUGGUGCAGGAGAGCCCGCCGGCCUUCCUGGGGGGCCUGGCCCACCGCGUCUGCAUCCAGCGCAAGCCCUUGCGGUUCUGCGCCGAGCGGCUGAGGUCCCUGCUGCACACGCUGGAGAUCGCGGACAUGGCCGACUUCUCCCCCCUCACCCUCCUCUCCAACUUUGCCACGCUGGUCAGCACCUACUCCCGAGGCUUCACCAUCAUCAUCGAGCCCUUUGACGAGAGGACCCCAACCAUCGCCAACCCCGUCCUGCAUUUCAGCUGCAUGGACGCCUCCCUGGCCAUCAAGCCAGUGUUUGAGCGUUUCCAGUCUGUGAUCAUCACGUCAGGGACGCUGUCGCCCUUGGACAUCUACCCCAAGAUACUGGACUUCCACCCCGUCACCAUGGCGACCUUCACCAUGACCCUCGCCCGCGUCUGCCUCUGCCCCAUGAUCGUCGGCCGAGGCAAUGACCAGGUGGCCAUCAGCUCCAAGUUUGAGACCAGGGAGGACAUCGCCGUGAUCCGGAAUUACGGGAACCUGCUCCUGGAGAUGUCCGCCGUGGUCCCCGACGGGAUCGUCGCCUUCUUUACCAGCUACCAGUACAUGGAGAGCACUGUGGCUGCCUGGUAUGAGCAGGGCAUCCUGGAGAACAUCCAGCGGAACAAGCUCCUGUUCAUCGAGACCCAGGAUGGAGCCGAGACGAGCGUGGCCCUGGAGAAGUACCAGGAGGCCUGCGAGAACGGCCGAGGGGCCAUCCUGCUCUCCGUGGCCAGGGGCAAGGUGUCUGAGGGCAUCGACUUCGUCCACCACUACGGCCGGGCCGUCAUCAUGUUCGGGGUCCCCUACGUCUACACCCAGAGCCGGAUCCUCAAGGCCCGCCUGGAGUUUCUCCGUGACCAGUUCCAGAUCCGAGAGAAUGACUUCUUGACCUUCGAUGCCAUGAGACAUGCGGCCCAGUGUGUGGGCCGCGCCAUCCGGGGCAAGACUGACUAUGGGCUCAUGAUCUUUGCUGACAAGCGCUUUGCGCGGGCUGACAAGCGUGGGAAGCUCCCUCGCUGGAUUCAAGAGCACCUGACCGACGCCAACCUCAACCUGACCGUGGACGAGGGCGUCCAAGUGGCCAAGUACUUCCUGAGGCAGAUGGCCCAGCCCUUCCACAGGGAGGACCAGCUGGGCCUGUCCUUGCUGAGCCUGGAGCAGCUUCAGUCGGAGGAGACCCUGCGGCGAAUAGAGCAGAUCGCCCAGCAGCUGUGACGGGCAGCCCGAGGCGGGAAGUGAAGUUUUUGGCUAUUUUUUUAAGACUUGCCUCUUCUCUGGGAGGGACCGUCUCCCCGGGGCCCUGCAGCCCCCGGGGGCAGUCGGGAAGACCCGGGGUCAGAGGCCGCCUGGAUCCUGACCGGCCUCCUGGUCUCCUUUUGUAAAGUGGGGGGCUCACAAUGGGCGCCUCCCUGAGGGCCAGAACCAGACACCGUUGGUCAAGAGCUUCCCCUGCCCCAACGCCGCCCGGGGCUGCCCUUGUCACCUGGGGGGAAGGUGACCUUUCUAGGGGGAAGCGGCUCCCCCGGGAAGUGAGGGGGCCUGGGAUGGAUCAGCCUGAGCCGCUUCCUUCUCUAGAGAUGGAGGCUUCGAGUUUUUUGACCUCUCUUUUGCUGAGGCAGGUGGGGUUAAGUGACUUGCCCAGGGUCACACAGCCGGGAAGUGUGAGACCAGAUUUGAACGGUCCUCCCGACUCCAGGGCUGGUGCUCCUGCUGCCCACCUCGCUGCCCCGGCCGCUUCCUUUUUCACACAGGGAGCGGGGGCGACCCCCCCACGGCCACAGAGAGCGGGGGCGAGGUACAAGGUCUAGUCCCAGCCCCUCGGGAAGAUGGGAAAGGAUCCAGAGACAUCUGCCGGAGUAACUGAAUCUUUUAUUAUUAAAGCCAGUGCGUUAUUCAUAAAA